AUGAACACAAAGAAGAGAAACAACUUAUUUAGCUUAAAUUUAUAUGACUUACUUAAUGGAAUACCAACUUUUAAAAAUAUUUUAACGCCUCAUGAUUUGCGCGUUCACCCAGAUAAAGAAAAAACCCCGCAUGUCGGGAAGGUGCAGCGUUUGGUGAGAACUGCAGCAGCCAGAGGCCGGACAGGCGGCGUAGCGCGGUGACAUCACGCGUCUCCGGUGUUGACAACCAGGCGGCAGUCCCUCCACGGACCGGACCGGACCGGAACGGACCGGGCUGACAGCCAGCACCGCAGCCAUUAGAGCCGCUGCUCCGGGAGGAACCAUGCUGCUGCGUGAUCUUAAUCCCGACAGCUGCGCACGGCCACCACGCCUGCGCUGAUCAUCCAGCCAUCCAGCAACCUUUGUGUCAUUUUCCUGCCUCUGCUCGGCCGUAAACCGGCGGGAGGAUGAGCAGCAUCCGAGCUUUUCUGCAGCUGACAAGCCGCGGGAUGAAGCUGGACCGGGUCAAGGAGCUCGGCAGGCAGUACCCGGUUUUCUGUUUUCUCCUGCUGCUCUUACUGCUGACCACUCUGCUGCUAAACAGAUAUAUUCAUAUUAUCAUGGUGUUUUGGUCCUUCCUGGCGGGUGUGGUUACUUUUUACUGCUCACUGGGUCCCGAGUCUCUGCUGCCAAACAUAUUCAUGUCCAUUAAACAAAAAACAAAGUCUUUCCAGCAGGAGCUGUUUCCUUUGGGCCACAGCUGCGCUGUGUGUGGAAAGAUUAAAUGCAAAAGACACAGACCGACUUUAUUGCUGGAAAACUAUCAGCCCUGGCUUGACCUGAAAAUACCCUCGAAGGUGGAUGCCUCUCUGUCUGAGAUUCUGGAGCUUGUUUUAGAGAAUGUGGUUUAUCCCUGGUACAGAGAAAUCACAGAUGACGACUCAUUUGUUGAUGAGCUGAGGGUGACGUUACGCUUCCUUGCUGCUGUCUUGGUGCGCCGAAUUCAAAAGGUGGAUGUGGCUUCACUCAUCACUAGAAAGCUUCUGAAAGUUUCCAUGAAACACAUUGAAAUCAUCAGCAAAGCCAGACAGAAAGUGAAGAACGCAGAGUAUCUUCAACAAGCAGCGCUGGAUGAGUUGGGCCCGGAUCUCCAUGUGGCGCUGCGAAGCCGCAGAGAUGAACUGCUCUACCUGAGGAAGCUGACUGAGAUACUUUUCCCCUACAUCCUGCCGCCCAAAGGCACAGACUGCAGAUCUCUGACUCUGCUGAUCAGAGAAGUUCUGGCCGGUUCUGUCUUCCUGCCUUCGAUGGACUAUCUGGCCGACCCGGACACAGUGAAUCAUUUAAUUUUAAUAUUUAUCGACAAUUCCCCUCCUGAAGAAGCUACAGAGCCAACUUCAGCACUGGUUCCCUUCUUACAGAAAUAUUCGGAUUCUCGUAACAAAAAGCCCUCGGUGCUCAAGCUGGAGCUGAAGGAAAUCAGAGAGCAGCAGGACCUCCUGUUUCGUUUUAUGAACUUCCUCAAACAGGAAGGAGCCGUUCACGUCCUCCAGUUCUGUCUCGCUGUAGAGGAAUUCAACGACAGGAUUUUGUGCCCGGAGCUGUCGGACUCGGAGAAGAUGAUGCUGCAUGAAGAGGUGAAGAAGAUCUACGAGACUUACUGCUUGGACGAGAGCAUUGACAAGAUCCGCUUCGACCCAUUCAUAGUGGAAGAAAUCAGAAACAUUGCCGAAGGCCCGUAUGCACAGGUGGUGAAACUGCAGACCAUGAGGUGUUUGUUCGAAGCCUAUGAGCACGUUCUGUCGCUCCUGGAAAAUGUUUUCACCCCGAUGUUCUGUCACAGCGACGAGUACUUUCGACAGCUUCUGAGGGGGGCGGAGUCUCCGGCCAGGAACUCAAAGAUGAGCAGAAAUAGCGUCAGUUUGGAUGACAUUCGCUCCUGGGACUGGAGCCCCGAGUCCCCGUCCUCACUCUUCACCGCCUCUGGCAGCUCCUCACCUGCAUCCUUUAGCUCCCUCCAUGCCCAGUCCACGUUCACAAACUUCCCAUACGGCUCGCAAACCCACCGCCACUCAUCGCCCAAGAACACGUCGAAGAGGGGCGAGUCGUUCGGGAUCAGCCGCAUCGGCAGCAAGAUCAAAGGAGUGUUCAAAAGCACGACCAUGGAGGGCGCCAUGCUGCCGUCCUACGGCCAGGUGGAGGGAGAGGACGACAUGGUCGAGGAAGCCAUGAUGGUUCUGGAGGACGACUCGCCGAUGGAGGCGGCCUCCACGCCCAGCACGCCUCGAAACCUCUCCGCCUGGAACAUCACCAUCCCGUACAUCGACUUCUACGACGACGACGUGAAGCGAGAGAGGAUUCCCGUCUUCUGCAUCGACGUGGAGCGCAACGACAGGAAAGCAGUGGGUCAUGAAACUGAGCACUGGUCGGUCUACAGGAGAUAUCUGGAGUUUUACGUCCUCGAAUCAAAGCUCACUGAAUUUCAUGGUUCAUUUCCAGAUGCCCAGUUGCCCUCCAAGAGAAUAAUUGGCCCCAAGAAUUACGAGUUUCUGACAUCCAAGCGGGAAGAGUUUGAGGAGUAUCUUCAGAAACUUCUGCAGCAUCCGGAGCUGAGCAACAGCCAGCUGCUGGCCGACUUCCUGUCUCCUCACAGCAUGGAGUCUCAGUUCCUGGACAAGAUGCUGCCGGAUGUGAACCUCGGGAAAAUCAUCAAGGCAGUGCCCAGCAAACUGAUAAAAGAGAAAGGGCAGCACCUGGAGCCGUUCAUCCAGUCCUUCUUCAACUCCUGUGAAUCUCCCAAACCCAAACCGAGCCGACCCGAACUCACCAUCCUCAGUCCGACGUCAGAAAACGAUAAAAAGCUCUUCAACGAUCUCUUCAAAAACAACGCCAACCGAUCCGAAGUGACGGAGAAGAGGCACAACCAGAACUACUUCAUGGAGAUGAUCACUGUCGAAGGAGUUUAUGAUUAUUUAAUGUAUGUCGGUCGCGUUGUGUUUCACAUCCCUGACUGGUUUCAUCACCUGCUGAUGGGCGGCAGGAUCCUGUUCAAGAACAGCCUGGAGGCCUACACAGAUCACUACCUGCAGCACAAACUGAACCUGGUGGUGCAGGAGCACCGGCUCGUCUCGCUCAUCACCCUGCUGAGAGACGCGGUUUUCUGCGAGAGCAGUCCGCCGCGCUCGGCGCAGGACAAGCAGAGCAGAGCCAAGCGGACAUUCGAGGAGAUGAUGAGCUACAUUCCAGAUUUUCUAGGAAAGUGUAUUGGGGAAGAGGCAAAGUACGAGGGCAUUUGUCUCCUCUUCGAUGGACUGCAGCAGCCGGUUCUCAACAAACAGCUGACCUAUGUGCUGCUGGACAUUGUCGUUCAAGAACUUUUUCCAGAACUGAACAAGCAGGUGCAGAAGGAGCCGUCUGCUGUGGCUCCAUGGAUGUAAAACGCUCAGAACCGAUCAACCAGAUGGACCCGGUUCGGUCCGACCCGCAUCCUGAGAGGUUCUGGGUUCUGGCGGGUCGCAGCAGGAAGUCCCAGUGGGGAUCCAAAAGGACGGUCCAGAGGCUUCGACAUUGGACAUGCUUCUGGGUUUCAGCCGCAUCAACGCAGCCAACAUGUUUUCUGAUUUGAAGUAGAAAAUCUGCAGAUUUGCACUUUUAAUUCUUACCGGUUGUCGACUUGUUUUUUUUUUUUCCUGAAAUGUGAAGCUAAAAAUAAAAUAUUU
Messenger RNA from Poeciliopsis prolifica (blackstripe livebearer), 3698 nucleotides. Its product is annotated as sorting nexin-14-like. Gene Ontology annotation, cellular component: late endosome. The transcript is spliced from 31 exons. The record is from RefSeq and is a predicted model, not a curated record. Bases 447 to 3416 code for a protein of 989 amino acids. Gene Ontology annotation, biological process: autophagosome maturation. Gene Ontology annotation, molecular function: phosphatidylinositol-3,5-bisphosphate binding. Lineage: Eukaryota; Metazoa; Chordata; Actinopteri; Cyprinodontiformes; Poeciliidae.